AUGAGAAGUGAGCCUGCACCUACAUGGGCCACUGGGAACAACACUGUUUGGGAGGAAUACACUGCCAUCGCGUUCCUUGUGGCACACUCUUUUAUUCUGCUGAUCACUUCUUUUGUGGGCACUGCAGCAAAUCUUUUUGUCAUAUGGGCAGUGCACCACCAGAAAUCCCUGCAAACGUGGAAUAAUGCACUCCUGGUGAAUCUUGCAGUUAUAGACAUUCUUCGAUGUGCGGUCGACUGCCCCAUUCUCUUAACCAUUGUUACAACUGUGUAUCAAGGAGGGCAUAUGGAUGAACUGAUCUGCAAUGCACAAGUGGCCUCUUUCUCCUUCAGCUGCUGCCUCCAGCUACUGACAUUAGCAUGUAUAAGUGCAGAGAGAUACCAGGCCAUUGCACAGCCCUUCAAAACUAGUCAACGGCGAAAACGGAUUAUAGUUUUGAUUCCUCUCACAUGGACCUUGGCAAUUCUAGUAGCUGUUAUUUGUCUGGCAUUUGUGAGGGAUUCACCGGUGUAUGUGAAAUGCCGAGGAUCACAGUGGGAAACAAUGUCUUCCUAUGAUACUUUUGGAGUCUACAUACUGAUUCCACUAUGGACCUCCUGCUUUGGUGUAAUCACUGGAUUCUAUGCUAGCAUAUUUAUGCUAGUGAGAGCUCACAGUCGCAAAAUAUUUGACAAAGGUUCUUUUCCUCCUCGAGAACAAGACAUAGCAAAGAAUGCAGAUGAGCAGAAGAAUGAAGUUGCCACAGUUGGGGAAGAUGCACACAGUAAAUCAGAUCAAAACCACAUCCAGAGUGAACCUGUUGCUAAGGUGGACCUGCCAGACAAACCUGAAGACUGCUCCACUUUGCUGAUCGACCUGGAACAAGUCCAGAGAAGCAGUGGGGAAACAGAGUCUGUUGCUAAAGUCGACCAAGUUUCUGCAUCACCUCAAACUGCAAAUCCAACCCUUGCAACAGAAACUGUAGAGCAACAGGCACAGGUGGAUGGUGCCGUGUGCAUGAUGCCAUCGUUUGCCAAUAAAGAAAGAGCAAACAAGAAAAAGGAAAGUAAAAUGGCUAAGCGUUCAGGCUACAUAAUUAUCACCUUUCUGUUAUUCUGGUUACCACUGAUUACAACUAUCAUGGUGAAUUUCUUGGUCUACAAAAACAAACCUUCAGGGAUGAUGGUCAUUCAAGAUGUGGAAAUCCUCUCGGUCUCAAUUGCCUGCAUGACAUCGCUCAGUGACCCGAUAAUAUACGCAGCUGUCAAUCCUCAAUUUCGGACAGAGUUUUAUAGGCUCAAGAACAGGUUUAAAUCAUACAAUCUUUGCAAUAAGAAGUGA
Molecule: messenger RNA, 1320 nt
Organism: Myripristis murdjan (pinecone soldierfish)
Lineage: Eukaryota; Metazoa; Chordata; Actinopteri; Holocentriformes; Holocentridae
Product: cholecystokinin receptor-like
Exons: 3
Coding region: 1-1320 (439 amino acids)
Biological process (GO): G protein-coupled receptor signaling pathway
Cellular component (GO): membrane
Molecular function (GO): G protein-coupled receptor activity
Source: RefSeq, a predicted model, not a curated record